Messenger RNA from Rubroshorea leprosula, 432 nucleotides. The record is from the annotation of a GenBank genome assembly. Lineage: Eukaryota; Viridiplantae; Streptophyta; Magnoliopsida; Malvales; Dipterocarpaceae.
CUGGGCCUGGAUUAACCAGUAGAGAUUCCUUCUUGUUAUGAGAUUUAGUUAAUUAAAGUGUAAUGGAAAUUGCGAAAGUAGUUAAUGCAGGUCUUAUUACUGAAUUUCUUGAAAGCUGCUGGUGGUGGUGGUGAAAGCAGUUUCAGAUCUUUAAUGGUUGUUGUACAACACUGUGGCAGUGGUGUGGCUAUAGUGCAGCAAAGCUACAGGAAUCCUUAUGCUUUUGCUCCGUGUAUCGCGGUUUGCAGGGAUCCAAGAUGGGGUCGAUGCUAUGAAAGCUAUAGCGAGGAUCAUAAGAUUGUUCAAGCGAUGACUGAUAUCAUUCCCGGUUUACAAGGGGAUCUCCCCGCCAAUUCUCAAAAGGGAAUUCCCUUUGUUGCUGGAAAGUAAGAACCUUUAUGAUAAACGUCUAAAUUUCCCUGUUAGCCGUUU